Messenger RNA from Athalia rosae (coleseed sawfly), 546 nucleotides. RefSeq lists its product as uncharacterized. The coding region runs from base 1 to 546 and encodes 181 amino acids. The transcript has a single exon. The record is from RefSeq and is a predicted model, not a curated record. Lineage: Eukaryota; Metazoa; Arthropoda; Insecta; Hymenoptera; Athaliidae. Gene Ontology annotation, biological process: DNA integration. Gene Ontology annotation, molecular function: nucleic acid binding.
AUGAAGUUUCUGGAGAAGCUGUACUACGACUCGUCCAACCCCGCGGGAUACGGGGGUGCACGCGGAUUGAAGCGAGCCGUUAGAGGAAAGAAAAUAUCUUUGGCAGCCGUCGACGAUUGGUUAGCCUCCCAGGACGCGUACACGCGGCACAAAACGAUACGAAGAAGAUUUCCGCGAGCCCACUACAGCGUACAAAACGUCGACGAUCUGUGGGAGGCCGAUCUCGCCGACCUUAGAUCGCUGAAACAGUACAACGACGGGUACAACUACCUUCUCGUUGUCAUAGAUGUGUUGAGCAAGUUCGCGUGGGUGCGAGCGUUGAAGGGCAAGACCGCGGGUACGGUUGCGAAGGUUUUCGAGGAUUUGCUGGAAUCGACUGAGCGACGACCGAUGCAUCUGCAGACCGACAAGGGAAAGGAGUUCGUAGGCGCCCAAUUCCAAAAGAUGCUCGCCGGCCGUAACGUGCGGCAUCGCGUCACCCGAAACCCCGACGUGAAAGCAAGCGUGGCGGAGCGCUUCAACCGCACCCUGAAGGAACGAAUGUAG